This is a messenger RNA of Notothenia coriiceps (black rockcod), 2075 nucleotides long. Its product is annotated as rho GDP-dissociation inhibitor 1. Gene Ontology annotation, biological process: Rho protein signal transduction. The transcript is spliced from 6 exons. Gene Ontology annotation, molecular function: Rho GDP-dissociation inhibitor activity; protein binding. Lineage: Eukaryota; Metazoa; Chordata; Actinopteri; Perciformes; Nototheniidae. Bases 119 to 736 code for a protein of 205 amino acids. The record is from RefSeq and is a predicted model, not a curated record. Gene Ontology annotation, cellular component: membrane; cytosol; cytoplasm.
UAAACCGGUUGUAGUGUCUCCCGUCAGCGGCCUUUGGCGCAGGUUUUCUCCGCCGCUUCACUCCGCUCCCUCUCAGCAGCAUUCAGGAGACAGACCUACCGGCGGUAUAACGCACACCAUGGCAGAGCAGGAACCCACACCCGAGCAGCUGGAGGCGCUUGCAGCAGCCAAUGACGAGCCGGAGAACCCUCUCAACUACAAACCCCCCGCCGCCAAGAGCCUACAGGAGAUCCAGGAGCUGGACCAGGAUGACGAGAGCCUGCGCAAGUACAAGGAGACCCUGCUGGGCAACGUGGCCUGUGUGGCAGACCCCUCGGCCCCCAACGUGCAGGUGAUAGGGAUGACUCUGAAGUGUGAAACGGCCCCUCACCCUCUGGUGCUCGACCUGACGGGAGACCUGACUAAAUUCAAGAAGAGCCCAUUUGUUCUGAAGGAAGGGGUGGAAUAUAGAAUACAGAUCAACUUCAAGGUCAACAAGGAUAUUGUGUCCGGCAUGAAGUACACUCAGCAGUCAUUCCGGGGAGGAAUUAAGGUUGAGAAGUCUGACUACAUGGUGGGCAGCUAUGGCCCGAGACCCUCUGAGGAGUACACGUUCGUCACCCCCAUGGAGGACGCCCCCAAAGGGAUGAUCGCCCGCGGCACCUACACCAUCAAGUCCAAGUUCACCGACGACGACAAGCACGACCACCUCUCCUGGGAGUGGUGCAUCGCGAUCAAGAAAGACUGGACCGAAUGAUUCGCCCUCCACGACUUCCUCCGCUUGGUUCCCCCUUUCCUUUCUUGCUGUCAUUCCAUUUUAUCUGUCUGCAUUACGUGUUGAUUUGAGAUGUCGCUCUCUCCGUCCAUCGACAACCCCCUCCCCCCGCUCUUUACAGUGUUUCUAAAUUCCAAUCACCUCCUUCCAUCCUAGCGCUUUCAUUCAUUUCCACCUUUCUGCUAAGCUAUACAAAAGGAGAAAGCAAACGAUGCGCACGAUCCAGAUUUCUCAGUUUGUUUAUAAAAGAAAAAAUUAAGUAAAAAAAAAAGAUAGUCUUGUUAACUGCUGGAAAGUGACCCCCCCUGUACCCUCUCUUUCAUUCUGAUCUACGACCAGAUUGUUUUUUUUUCUACGAAUACCGUGAUCUGCCUUGAAUAGCAUCGUACAGGAAGCAGUAGAGCUGUAUUUGAGAAAUCAUAGCUGGAAACCACUCUUGGACCUCCUAAAGCCUCUGAGCAGAUUAUUCGUAUCAGGGUCCCGCUAAAUUAUUUGGGAUUCAGGCCAUCUCUUUUUCAAAUGAUUUAGUCUGAAACGAAUUGACCUCUGACCCGCCGUGACCCCUCGCUGUAGGUCUUCCUCUCCUGAUCAGGGUAUAUUGUCUUCUUUUUAGCAGCCAUGUGGCCUUAACAUAACCCAUUGGAAGAAAUAGACUACCUAAAUGAGCCAUUUGCCUUCUGAUACAUACAUAAUGUGAUAACACCACAUGGACAGGGAACAUUUUUUAAUUCAGGUAUGACGAUUUGUAAAAAGCGAUUGUGUUGGCGUCCAUCAUGUUAGCUUGAUUUACAAACAUCCUUUUCUUGACAGUGUUGAAUUAACUUUUUAUUUUUCGAUCAUUGACAACAGCUGUAAGGAUGAGUCCAGGUUGUACUAAUGGCUUUUUGUCACCCAGUGUCCUUUUCUAGUCCCGUAGGCCAUAUUUUUCCAACGUGUCCAAGGACUGUAAAACCACUCAUCCUGUAUUACUCGAGUUUAAAAUGACCACCGCUAACUGUGCCUCUCUUACAACCACAUGCUGCUCCUGCUGACGACGGCACUCUGUGCUCGACAUCAGGGAGGUGAAACGUUGUCUGUAAUUGACUUCUGAACCAGUGUAGAGACAUCAGUCCCCAACCAGACAUAUCUAAAGUGUUAUUCCUUUUUUUUUUAUACACUCCAGAAGAAGUAUGGAAAUGAAGUCUGUAUCCACUGCUUCGUUAGGCGCUUGUGUCACAGACUGAUGUUUGUCUCUGUAGGUUGGGUUUUACUCAAUGUGUGAUUCUUGUAUGACCUACUGUUUACUGAUAUCCUGUGUUCACAUUAAAGUGUUCAGACUGGG